Messenger RNA from Coniophora puteana RWD-64-598 SS2, 1897 nucleotides. Its product is annotated as NAD(P)-binding protein. Bases 97 to 930 code for a protein of 277 amino acids. The transcript has 11 exons. Lineage: Eukaryota; Fungi; Basidiomycota; Agaricomycetes; Boletales; Coniophoraceae. The record is from RefSeq and is a predicted model, not a curated record. Gene Ontology annotation, molecular function: oxidoreductase activity.
CACUUCCCCAACGUCUUAGGUUACCACCAUCGUCGCUCCUCCAGUACUUAUCUUCUCGAUCAGCCCGUCCGAGUGUAGAAUUGAGCAUUAAUCGGUAUGGAUUCUCUGCGGGUCGAAAGUCUCUUUGGAGUCAAGGACAAGGCGGUCCUCGUCACUGGUGGGUCCCGCGGCAUAGGGAAAAUGAUCGCUACUGGAUUCGUGAAGAACGGUGCCAAGGUGUACAUUUCGUCGCGGUCAGCUCAGGACUGCGCGGAGACGGCGAAGGAGCUAUGCGCGUUGGGGCCGGGUGAAUGCGUUGCCAUCCCCGCAGAUAUGCAGAAACUCUCGGAAGUUGAGCGGCUUGCUAAGGAGCUGGCGGCGAAAGAAGGCAAACUGCAUGUCCUUGUGAACAAUGCGGGCGCGACGUGGGCCGACUCGAUCGACAACUACCCUGACGGUGGUUUCUCGAAAGUAAUCAACCUGAACUUGCAGCGCGUCUUCACGCUGACACAGAAGGUUCUCCCUUUGCUCCGGGCGGGCGCGGAGGCAGGUGGGAAGAUUAACGACGUCUAUGCUGAUCCCGCAAGGAUCAUCAAUAUCGGCUCCGUGGAAGGCCUUAUGGUACCGAAUCACGACACUUAUGCGUACUCGGCAUCAAAGGCGGCACUUCACCACCUCAGUCGUCAUAUGGCAGGUAGGCUGGGCUCAGAGGGCAUACAUAGUAAUGUCAUAGCUUGCGGAGCUUUUCAAAGCAAGAUGACCGCUGGACUUUUCGAACAAGCAGGCGAGGUUAUUAUGUCCCACAUUCCUUCCAGCCGCUAUGGCACACCUGAAGAUGUUGUUGGAACGACUCUCUACUUGUCAAGCCGUGCCGCUGCCUAUGUUAAUGGGGCGACGAUUGCCCUCGACGGUGGAUGGCUUGUCCACAUGCCAAUAGCCAGCAAACUGUAGGAUUUAACACAUCCAUUCACAUACACUCGUUUUAUCAGACUAAUGCUUACUUUCGUUACAUUCUAAAUCAAAUGUCCUUUUCGAUAUUUUAGACAACAUCUGAUUAAUUGCAUUUCUUGUACAUGGUUCAUUCAACGGAGUUAACUAUCAUUUACUUGUCCGACUGCUCUGGCGCUUUCUCUGAACUCUUCUCCGAAGGUUCCGAAGGUUUAGAGGUUUCAAGCUUUGUGUCCUUACUUGAAUCUACCUUCGCCCCUUCUUCACUGACGUUUGUAGCCUCUUCCUUACCUGCAGCUGCCUUCUUUACUUCUAGUCCUUCAGCGGGCUUGUCUCCAACACCUCCUCCAAGGCUCUUUACCAUCUCAGCAGCUUCAUCGCCACCAAGACCCAGAUCCUCCACCAGCUUAAUCAGAUCGUCGUCGGUGACCCGCACACCUUGCAGACCAAAUCCCUCCAGCUCUGUGCUGACGUCGUAUUCGCCUUGCCGUUUGUUUACUGGUACCGAGGGUGUAGCAGCGGGAAAGAACUUUGGCUUGUGAUGCUCCGGUGUCAUUUGGGCGAGGGGGACUGCGCCUGGAACACCAACAGGCUUCACGGCCGGUGCUGGACGAUCAUCGUCAUCGACGUUCCAAGUCUCGUUAAGCCGAAGGAAGGUGUCGACUUCGUUGUAUUCUACGGCUUCCUCAAACUCAUCGAACGUCCCAGGGUACUUUCCGCCGACAAGGAUACCAGGAAGCUGCUGUUUAUCUAGAGGGGCCUUUCUCUUCCAUAACCGCUUUGCGUCCUCAUCUGAAGCAAGGUCGUAAGAUGUAUAGGUAAUCUUCUUGGUCUGGAGAAUGCGGAGGAUAUAAUCUUGUCGUUUGCGAAGAACGGGCUGGGUGGCAAUCGUGGUUAGGAAAACCUGUAUGGGUGGAUGCGGCAUGGUAGGUAAGCACAGGCGAGAAACGAGGAGGGGAAUAGAGAGUCG